Messenger RNA from Candoia aspera, 1350 nucleotides. RefSeq names its product vomeronasal type-2 receptor 26-like. The record is from RefSeq and is a predicted model, not a curated record. Gene Ontology annotation, molecular function: G protein-coupled receptor activity. Gene Ontology annotation, biological process: G protein-coupled receptor signaling pathway. Gene Ontology annotation, cellular component: plasma membrane. NCBI's taxonomy places the organism in Eukaryota, Metazoa, Chordata, Lepidosauria, Squamata, Candoiidae. The annotation marks the transcript as partial. The transcript is spliced from 4 exons.
AUGACACCAAUCUAUCAGCAAUUCCUGGCUUUGCAAUUUACAGUCAAGGAGAUCAAUGAAAAUCCCCAGAUUUUACCCAAUCACACCCUGGGCUUCCACAUCUAUAACAGUUACUUUACUGCCACAUGGACCUAUCGUGCCACAUUAGAACUGUUCUCGACCAAGGAGAGAUUCAUCCCUAACUACACGUGUGACCUUCAGAAAAGACCAACAGCUGCCAUUGGCGGACCAAGUUCUGCAGUUGGAGCCCACAUGAACACCAUCCUGUCCCUCUACAAGAUGCCACAGCUCAACCGCUUUGUACGAAGGGUAUCUUUCAAUAACAGUGCAGGGGAAAAAGUUUCCUUCAAUCAGAAUGGAGAGUUAGAGGCCCAGCCACUUUCUCUGUGUAAUAGCAAGUGCCAUUCAGGAUACAGUAAGAAAAAGAUAGAAUCAAAGCCUUUUUGCUGCUAUGAUUGUCUUCGAUGUCCUGAUGGGAAGAUUGCUAACCAGGAAGAUAUGGAUGACUGUUUUCACUGUCCAGAGGAUCAGUACCCAAACAAUAGCCAUGAUCUAUGUCUCCCGAAAGUUUUAACAUUCCUGAUGUACGAAGAACUUUGGGGGACUAUUUUAGCCAGCUCUGCUCUUUUCUGUUCUUUCAUUACAGCUGCAGUCCUCUGGAUCUUUAUUACACAUCAGGAUACUCCUCUAGUUAAAGCCAAUAACCGAAACCUGACCUACACGCUCCUUGUUGCUCUCUUGCUUUCUUUCCUCUGUGCUUUGCUCUUCAUUGGCAAGCCAUCCAAGGUGACCUGUGUCCUCCGUCAAACCGCUUUUGGAGUUAUCUUCUCAGUGGCCAUUUCUUGUGUUUUAGCCAAAACUCUCAUUGUGGUUCUGGCUUUUAUGGCCACCAAGCCUGGGACCAAGGUCACCAAAUGGGUGGGGAAAAAACUUGCCAUGUCGGUAGUAUUUGGCUGCUCCUUUGUUCAAGCUGUGAUAUGCACUGUGUGGCUGACAACCUCUCCCCCAUUCCCAGAUGCUGACUUGACUUCAGUGGCAGAAGAAAUAGUUCUGGAAUGUAACGAAGGCUCCAACUACAUGUUUUAUGGUGUCCUGGGCUACAUGGGCUUCCUUGCCUUGGUUAGCUUCACGGUGGCUUUCCUGGCAAGGAAAUUGCCUGAUGCUUUCAAUGAAGCCAAGUUUAUCACCUUCAGCAUGUUGGUCUUCUGCAGCGUUUGGUUGUCCUUCAUUCCAACGUACCUGAGCACAAAAGGAAAAUACAUGGUGGCUGUGGAGAUCUUCUCUAUCAUAGCCUCCAGCGUUGGGAUACUGAUUUGCAUCUUUUUCCCCAAAUGUUUUAUCAUUAUAUGG